UAGCAACUGUUUCGGCCCACGGCCUAUUCACUGUGGAGAAAAGUUUUCGGCCAUAGAUGUACGCGCACCAACGAUGAAAAACAGGCGAACGGCUGUUCCCAACGCUUGGGACCUUUUUGGAGUGGUACUUCUCAUAAUAGUAUCAUCCGAUGCCCAAGAGAUAUGGAACGAUCUGGAACGUUUAGAGACUAACACCGCCCAGGGUAGCACCUUAGAUAUAUUGACCAUCCCGGCCAGGGGCAAAUACAAUGGAAGUAGUUUCCAGUGUCUGGCAGUGACAAUAGGUGUCGGCUCAGGAGAAAGUGAGAUUGCCACACUCAAUAUUCAAGGUCCACUGUCAGCUGUUGCUGAUUUUACAGCUACUUAUAAUGCAAUGUCAGUCACCAUCUCCUGGGCUGCUCCAUUCUCUCUUGAUGUUACUGGUGUUGAUCCUGAUAUAUGGUACUCUGUUUUCAUCUAUAAUGUAACAAAUGAGAACAAUAUAGCAGCCACCCUCUGUACUGACUGUACCAAUAUCAGUGAGACACACUAUACCUUCACUCCUGACCACCUCAGUCCUUGUGAUGUGUACAACUUCUCUGUUAUCACAUACAAUGGAGCUGGCAAGGGACAAAACAGUCGAAAUUUCACUUUCAAAAACUCUCCUUUGAUCAACAUUACCAGAACAAACACCAGCAUUACCUACAAUAGUAUCUCUGUAACAUUCCAAGCACACGGGAAAACAGAGAGUAACUUUACUCUCCAUGGAAUUCCAAAAAGAGAUGAAGAUUAUUUUACGAUAAAUGACACAAACCUACAAAAGGGUGAAUUACUCACCUAUGCACUACCUGCUGACAACAACUAUUCCUUAUUCUUUGAGGUGUUUACUACUUUUGGAUCCAUGAACCUGUCACUUGACUUCACAACAUAUGAUGUCCAAAGUUUGUCAGUGGAGGAGGAAAGAGAUGGGGGAGGAGUACUAGUCAGAGGAGAGUUCAUGAGUGGGUCACAAGCUGCAGGCUGUCUGGUGGUACUCCAGGGAUCCCCCACCUCUCCCGACAUCCUUAGAGCUCUCCUGAGAACUCAGUCUCAGAAUACUGUCUCUUUAACUUUCCCUGUCCCUCCUUCUACAUACACUGUGUAUGGAUAUGAUCUGGAAGAAAAUGGACUCCCCAACACAAUGCCAGCUGUAAUAGUUGAAAGUGAAAUAUGUAUCAGCAAAGGUCUUGAAUCAGUCAAAACAUCUAACAUAUUGAAGAAUGCCAAUGUGUCUCAGAGCGGAUCAACCAUUGUGAUCAACUGUGAAUUCUCAGAGGCCUAUAUCAAGGCAUCAUGUGUCCUAAUAUGCAGAAAGUAUGACAGUCCCCUCCUGACAGUAAUAGAGUUCCCUAAGCUUAUCAACUUCCCUGUCUCUAUCACUGUUGAGAAUCCUAAGAACUAUACAUUUGCGUUGUAUGGGAAAGACAGCGCAAUUGGAAUGGUUGAAAGUCCAGCUAUUACUGUCAAGUUCAGUAAACAAUCACCUGAUAAGAUGGAAAAAGUAGAUGAUGGAAUUGACACCCAGGGGCAUUGUUACUUUGCACUCUAUGUUGCCUAUCUCUGCUGGUCCUGGUAAUGAUAGUGAGACACAGGCACAAAAGUGGGAAAAACAGAAACAAUGAAGGAACUACUUACUAUGUCCGUAAUGCGGAGUAUGAUGAAGUGGCUCUUCCUCCAUGCUCUUCAGCAAUCAUUCAAACUGAACCUAAUUCGGCCUAUGCCACUACCUCAGCAUGUUAACUCUUUGGGGUCGAAUAUAAUUUUU
Molecule: messenger RNA, 1783 nt
Organism: Geodia barretti
Lineage: Eukaryota; Metazoa; Porifera; Demospongiae; Tetractinellida; Geodiidae
Source: the annotation of a GenBank genome assembly